GUUCUUUAUUUAGGUAUGGUCCAGCACAUUGACUGCCGGAAAACUUCUUGUCAUUGGAAAUAUCUACGAUUUAUUUAAUAUUCAUUUCAAAAUACAUAUAGUUCUAUUUAUUUAUCAAAAAAAAAAGCCAGAUUGACCAUUAGCUCUUAAAUCAUCACAAUGUAUUUAUAGACUGAUAUAAAAAUAUGUAUUCUUCAUUAAGGUAUGUGCAAACACAUGGGUAUCCGGGAAUCUAAUGUCAUUGAAGACACCCACAUGUGUUCUCUUUGACCAGAACAAGAAAUUCCAUUCGUUUGGUUUCGAUGCUGAAGAAGAAUAUGCUGGCCUAGCACUUGACAACAAACAUGGCGACUACUUCUUCUUUCGAAGAUUCAAGAUGAAACUCUUUGAUAAAUUGCAUCUGAAAAGAAAGUUUAUGUUGGAAGAUGAAAUGGGAAGAAAAAUGCCGGCAAUGGAUGUAUUCUCAAAUUCUAUAAAGUAUCUGAGGGAUCAUCUCAUGCAGAAAGUAUUACAAAUGCUACCAGGCAUAUUGGACAGUGAUAUCCGCUGGGUGCUUACUGUUCCUGCUAUUUGGAAUGAUACAUCGAAACAGUUUAUGAGAGAAGCUGCAGUUCAGGUGAAAUAGAUAUACGAGAUUUUC
Ruditapes philippinarum (Manila clam) is the source of this 640-nucleotide messenger RNA. RefSeq names its product heat shock 70 kDa protein 12B-like. The transcript is spliced from 2 exons. The record is from RefSeq and is a predicted model, not a curated record. NCBI's taxonomy places the organism in Eukaryota, Metazoa, Mollusca, Bivalvia, Venerida, Veneridae. Bases 236 to 625 code for a protein of 129 amino acids.